This is a messenger RNA of Carassius auratus (goldfish), 3765 nucleotides long. RefSeq names its product phospholipid-transporting ATPase IB-like. Gene Ontology annotation, molecular function: magnesium ion binding; ATP binding; ATPase-coupled intramembrane lipid carrier activity. The record is from RefSeq and is a predicted model, not a curated record. Gene Ontology annotation, cellular component: trans-Golgi network; plasma membrane. The annotation marks the transcript as partial. NCBI's taxonomy places the organism in Eukaryota, Metazoa, Chordata, Actinopteri, Cypriniformes, Cyprinidae. Gene Ontology annotation, biological process: neuron development; phospholipid translocation. The transcript has 27 exons.
AAUGUUUCCAUCCUUCAGAAUUCCACUAAAGCUCCACUGAAGCGCUCUAAUGUGGAGCGUGUGACAAACAUGCAGAUUCUGGUUCUGUUCGGGAUUCUCCUGGUCAUGGCGCUGGUCAGCUCCAUCGGUGCCGCUAUAUGGAACAAACAGCACACAGAUGAGGCUUGCUGGUACCUUUCCCGUGCAGGUGACAUAUCUCUGAACUUCUGGUACAAUCUGCUAACCUUCAUCAUCCUCUAUAACAACCUGAUUCCCAUCAGCCUCCUGGUCACACUAGAAGUGGUCAAAUUCACACAGGCUCUCUUCAUCAACUGGGAUGUUGAGAUGUAUUACGCCGAGACGGACACUCCUGCUAUGGCCCGAACGUCCAAUCUGAAUGAAGAACUCGGCCAAGUAAAAUAUCUGUUUUCAGAUAAGACCGGCACUCUUACCUGCAACAUCAUGCAUUUUAAGAAGUGCACGAUAGCUGGAAUUACAUACGGGCAUUUCCCAGACCUGGACUGCGAUCGAUCCAUGGAGGACUUCAGUCACCUUCCCUCUACAAGUCAUAAUUCCACUGAGUUUGAUGAUCCUGCUCUUAUCCAGAACAUUGAGAAGAAUCACCCUACAUCUCCACAGAUUUGUGAGUUUUUGACCAUGAUGGCUGUUUGUCAUACUGUUGUUCCUGAGCGAGAAGGAAACCAAAUUAUCUUCCAGGCUUCCUCACCAGAUGAAGGAGCACUGGUUAAAGGUGCCAAAAGUCUGGGCUUUGUAUUUACGGCACGAACCCCACAUUCAGUCAUCAUAGAAGCGAGAGGAAAAGAGCAGACAUAUGAGCUUCUGAAUGUACUGGAAUUUUCCAGCAAUCGCAAACGGAUGUCAGUGAUUGUCAGAACACCUACGGGAAAGCUUCGACUUUAUUGCAAGGGAGCGGACAAUGUGAUUUUUGAGCGUCUGAAUGAGGCAUCACAGUAUAAGGACCUGACUGUGGUCCAUCUGGAGCAGUUUGCCACCGAAGGGCUGCGGACACUUUGUUUCGCAUAUGUGGACCUCGAGGAGGGUGCAUAUCGGGAAUGGCUGAAGGAGUACAAUCGUGUCAGCACUGUGCUAAAGGACCGAGCACAGAAACUGGAGGAAUGCUACGAACUCAUAGAGAAGAACUUGCUGUUGCUGGGUGCCACUGCGAUAGAAGACCGACUGCAAGCGGGAGUCCCGGAAACCAUAGCAACACUCAUGAAAGCCGAUAUCAAGAUCUGGGUUCUGACCGGAGACAAGCAGGAGACGGCCAUCAAUAUUGGUUACUCCUGUAGGCUGGUGUCACAUGGCAUGUCCCUCAUCAUCGUCAAUGAAGAUUCCCUGGAUGCAACCAGGGCCACACUAACAGCUCAUUGCUCCUCGCUGGGUGACAGUCUGAGGAAGGAGAAUGAGUUAGCGCUCAUCAUAGAUGGGCAGACGCUCAAAUACGCCCUCUCUUUCGAAGUGCGUCAGUCCUUCCUCGACCUCGCGCUGUCCUGCAAGGCCGUCAUCUGCUGCAGGGUGUCCCCACUGCAGAAGUCAGAGAUUGUGGACAUGGUGAAGAAGCACGUGAAGGCCAUCACGCUGGCUAUCGGAGACGGAGCCAACGAUGUGGGGAUGAUCCAGACGGCACAUGUGGGAGUGGGCAUCAGCGGGAACGAGGGCAUGCAAGCCACCAACUCAUCUGACUACUCUAUAGCCCAGUUCUCAUACCUGGAGAAGCUGUUACUGGUUCACGGGGCUUGGAGUUACAACCGGGUCACCAAAUGUAUCCUGUACUGCUUCUACAAGAAUGUGGUCCUGUACAUCAUAGAGCUUUGGUUUGCGUUUGUAAACGGUUUCUCUGGACAGAUCCUGUUUGAACGUUGGUGCAUUGGCCUGUACAAUGUGAUCUUUACUGCUCUUCCUCCUUUCACACUGGGGAUAGUUGACCGGCCGUGCAGUCAGCAGAACAUGCUACGCUUCCCUCAGCUGUACCGCAUCACACAGAACGCAGAAGGGUUUAACACUAAGGUCUUUUGGGGUCACUGUAUAAAUGCUCUCAUUCACUCCAUUAUUCUCUUCUGGUUUCCACUCAAAGUUCUGGAGCACGACACUCCCUUUGACAACGGCAACAGCGUCGACUACCUGUUCGUGGGGAACAUCGUCUACACGUAUGUAGUGGUAACUGUAUGUCUGAAAGCCGGUAUGGAGACCACAGCAUGGACAAGGUUUUCUCAUCUGGCUGUAUGGGGCAGCAUGGUGCUCUGGAUGUUGUUUUUUGCCGUCUAUUCUGCAAUCUGGCCAACCAUUCCUAUAGCACCUGAUAUGUUGGGUCAGGCUGGCAGGGUGAUGCAGUGCUGGAGCUUCUGGCUGGGUCUGAUACUGGUGCCAACAGCAUGUUUACUCAAAGAUGUGGUGUGGAAUGCAGGACGGCGCACCGUGAGGAAGACUCUGCUGGAGGAGGUGCAGGAACUGGAAGCUCGGGCCGUGGACCCUGGGGCACCCGUCCUCAGAGAUGCCAGCGGCCGCAGUCUGAACGAGCGUGCCCACCUGCUGACACGGGUCUUCAGGAAAAUGCCUUCCAGCGUGGGACGCUCGAACUCCGUGCAGCAGACCGUGUCACAUGGAUAUGCGUUCUCACAGGAGGAGCAUGGAGUGGUGUCGCAGUCCCAGGUUGUUCGCUCCUAUGACACCACCCGGCAGCGGCCCAGUCUGUAGCUGUAGACACAGCGACAGCUGCUAGAGACUUUAAGGACACACCUGUGCUGGCUGACCCUGCUGUGGCCUUUAAGCUGAACUAAAAUGAACUGGCCACAGCUAGCGCAACACUCGGCCAAGCUACAUAACACACCGCCUCCUGACGAGAGAGUGGAUUUACAGGAAACGGAGGAUUGGGGUGGGCGGGCAUAUUCUCACAUCAAAACGGCCAGUCGAAAUGCACUACGCGCGAACGGACAGGCGAAAGGAGCCAAGUAGCACCCAGAAACGAAAGCCAGAAACAAUUGUGACUGUAUCACUAUCACAAGUAACAAGACUGCUUCAUCUGGUUCUACAUUGUGCGGGUGCGUUUGCAUCGUCACAUUUGUAUUUGUGAGCGUAGCUAUCGAGAACGAUGUGCAUAUGUGCUCUUAUCUGUCGUGUGUGUGUAGGUUGUGGGGCGGCUGUUGCACUUCUCUGUGUGUCUGCAUGUGUGUGUUUUUGUUGAGUCCUAGCGUUUGCGUCUCCAGAGAUCGGGAGUUUGGCGUAUCCGUCAUCACCACAGCAAAGCAGGAGGGGAGGCCACUCUAAACAAACACAAAACAGCCACCCACAUGCAUACAGUCUUUUUGGAGGAAUGCCCAUUGCAGACCUGAGAUGGGGGAGGUGUGGCUUACUGAUGCCGCAGACACAUGCAUGCACCGUUCCCAUCCAGCGAGGCUGCCAAAACACACAGCGAUUCUUCUGAGGCGGAACCCCCACCCUGCAGCAUGGAGCUUCCCAGCUUACCACACACACGCAAAUGCACCUUCUCUAGCUCUCUUUCUCACCUAAUCUUCUACUUAAUAGCGGCCUCUGUAUCUUAGAGCUCAUGUUCUCUCCGUCUGCCUCUGUCUUUGAUUCUCUCUCUUUUUCCAGAUCGCCAAUCUCCAUGUCUCCUUGUUCUCUUGGUCUAGUCGUCUUUUCGUUCUCUUCUCUGUUCCAGUCGGUGGCUGCUGUGGAUCACAGCUGUAGCGUUUGCUUUUGUCCUCUUUCAUCUGACCUGUCGGGUUUCUGGACUGUUUUGUCAAAUAAACUGGACUUGUGACUCUG